Molecule: messenger RNA, 2935 nt
Organism: Myodes glareolus (Bank vole)
Lineage: Eukaryota; Metazoa; Chordata; Mammalia; Rodentia; Cricetidae
Gene: Mavs
Product: mitochondrial antiviral signaling protein
Source: RefSeq, a predicted model, not a curated record
UCGCAGCCCGGGAGUGGGUUGUCAGGGCUCAGUGCUCACCAUUGCCCUUCAGGGAGGGAGCCUUGGCCGGAGCCCAGUGCGGCGCGGAGUCCGCAGGAGCGCCCAGGGCCUGGGCACGCGGGGUCGGGGAGGCUCCUGACGGGAUUAUGGGAGAGCGCGUCCCGCCCCACUCGGAUUCGGGACCCUGGGAGUUCUCGAGCCGCAUCCGGCACCUUUAGUGAGCAGUCUGUCUCUCUCAAUCCAUCCCGUCCUUCCCAGGGCCGGAAUCCACUCCAGAAGCUGAACAGCCAUGACAUUUGCCGAAGAGAAGACCUAUAAGUAUAUCCGCGACAACCACAGCAAGUUUUGCUGUGUUGACGUUUUGGAAAUCCUGCCUUACCUGUCCUGCCUCACACCCAGUGACCAGGAUCAACUGAGGGCUUCCUACAAGCAACUAGGGAACCGGGACACACUCUGGGACCUCUUCCAUAAGCUCCAGCGUCGGGUUGGCUGGGUAGAGGUCUUCAUCCGGGCCCUGAGAAUCUGUGAGCUGCCUGGGCUGGCUGAGCAAGUGACUCGGGUGUAUCGGAGCUACCUGCCUCCUGGGACUUCACUCCGCUCCCUAGCACCACUGGAGUCACCAGCAAUUCCUGCCACAGCUCCAGGACCUUCUGCCUAUGCUCCAGGCCACAGCAUCCCCGACAAUGGCUACCAAGAGAAACCAGGCUACCCAAGGCCUGUCCAGGACACCCAGCCACCAAGGUCUGGAGAGAAUUCAGAGCAAGUCCCACAGGCCAGCUUUGGGACUGGUGACUCCUUGAUGCCCUCACCUAACCUACAAGCUCUUAGUCCUCAGCCCUCCAGAGAGCAUCAUGGUCAAGAACCAGAACGGGGUGGCACGUCCACAGCAAGUGUUGACUCCAUUCCCACACUGCAGCAUGGACCUGUGUCUCCCACUGUCUCCUUCCAGCCCCUUCCACGUACUACCCGUAGGACAAGCCACGUGCUAGGGGCCACGGGAUCUGUUCCAUCUCCUGAUGCCUCCUUGUCUCCCUCUUCCACUGAAUUGGCUUAUGCAAAGGGAGCUGGUGACCAGGCCAAGGCUGCCACCUGUCUCAGCACUGAUGGGGGAGUACUCACCAAUUCUAUAACUACCAGCUCAGUGCCUUCCUCUACCAAAUUGGUAUCAACAACUACCGUAUCUUCCAAAGUGUCCUCCAAGUUGCCCAUCAGUCCAAAGCCCACUGCUGCAAUGCCCUCUUCUGUGCUCACCAAUACAGCACCAUCAAAGUUACCCAUCAACUCAGCAUAUGCUGGCGCAAUGCCAUCCAAAGUGCCUGCUAGUGUGGCCAAAGCACCUGCCAACAUAAUGCCACCUAACAGAAGCAGCAACAAAGCCAAGGAGACCCUAGAGCCUCCAGCAACCACAGUCACCACUAGAGGCAACCAGCCCGGGCCAGAUGGCAGUUUCAGGAGCUUGCACUCCACGACUGAGAUGAGCAAACCAGGUGUGCUGGUGUCCCGGGUGGAGGAGCCAUUCUCAGGCUGCUCUGCGGACCUUGCCAUCAGCUCCAGCAGCUCCUUCGGCUCAGGAGCUAGUCGUGGUCCGGAGGAGAAUGAGUAUUCGUCCUUUAGGAUCCAGGUGGACGAGAGCCCCAGUGCUGACCUCCUGGAAGGAAGCCCUGGGCCACUGGCCACCCAGAAGCCCCCAGAAGAGAAAGAAGAACUUUGUGUCAGUUCAGUAUCCUGGCCUAAGUGGCUCGGGGCAACCAGUGCACUCUUGGCCGCAUUCCUGGCAGUGAUGCUGUACCGUAGUAGGCGCCUGGCCCAGUGAGGCCUCAGCCGUGUGUCACUCACUUGCUCAGUUCCGUCAAGCAUGUUCUCUAGGCUCGGGCUGGUGGAGGCUGAGUUAGGGGAACUUAGAGAUGGUGAUUCCUUCAAGCGCUCCAUCCUCUGGGGUAGGGGAGAGACUCUUUCCAUCCUAGUUCAUGCCAUCUUUUGGUCUUUAGGUGUUUGAGGCACUGGGUUAGCUCCACCACUUCUGACCUGGCCACAUGACAGUUUAGGAUUUCAUGCUAUGUUCUUCUAAGCAGGUGUCCCCGUCAGCCUCAUCCCUCUUGGCCCAAGCCUGAAGAUCAGGAGGUGUCACUCUCUGUUGGCAGUGCCCCUCAUCCUUUCCAGGUUCCAUGAAACACAAGCACAGGUGUAUUGGUGAGAGCUCCCACAACAUCUUGUGCUUUUCACCAGCAGUCGGGCCUGAGGCCUUGGCACUAGAGCCUGGGAGUAGCAGAGUGACUGGUCUCUAGGGAGCUUUGAAUCCUCUCUCUCCCCCUCCACAGGCAGGCUACCCUAAGGGAAGGUCAGACGGUUCCCUAUGGACUCCAAGAAGGCCAGAAGCAGUUGCCAGGCCUGAGGAAGACCCUGGGAGCCUUACCCCCCCUCUUCACUUUCCCCCUCCUGGUCUCCAUUCUCUUUGGCUUUCUACACUGGAUGAUGGAACACCUAGUGGGCGGAGCUUGGCUGGGCUUGGAUUUCAGUUCCAUUCUUUCUCUGGCAUUACCUGAUCGAUGUUUGGCUUCUCUAGUCUUUUUCCCAGGGUAGACAGUGAGCAGCUCUUGCUUUUACUGGGCUCUUCUGAGACUGGAGGAUGUAGAUAUUUACAUAAUGCCUAGCCCAGGGGGUGUGACCACCAAGUACUUACCCUCCUGCCCAGCAUGGUCGAACUAAGGUGAGCCUGAGAGGCAGAGGUCAGGUUUGUAAUGGCACAGUCUUUGUCUUUAAGAGGACAGCCUUGGCCUACAUAGUGCUUCCGUGUCUCUCUGGCCCUGAGAUCUCUGACAAGGUAUAAACCUCUGUGCCUUACUUUUCCCAUGUGUGAAAUGGGGCAAAUAUGCAUACAUAUGUGCUAAUAUGUUCUAAUUUUAUCAAGAUAAAUUAAAAAAGUUUAUCUGUGCAA